UUUCUUUUUCUUGUUUUUGUUAGUUCUUUUUUACUUGAAAUAAUCCUCUGGUAAAUCCAAGACAACAACAACAGAGAGAAAAUGGAGGCACUGUUGUGCAGAAAACUGGGUGAUCCAACGGUAUCUUUGGAAGACAACAAUAGCCCAAUAGUUCUGUCAAAGAAUCACCCAAUUCCCCAACUCGAUUCUCCCACUGCAGUAAGAGUGAGAAUCAAAGCCACAAGCUUGAACUUCGCCAACUACUUGCAGAUACUGGGCAAGUACCAAGAGAAACCCUCUUUGCCCUUCAUCCCGGGCUCCGACUUUUCCGGUUUCGUCGACGCUGUUGGCCCCAAAGUUUCCAACUUCCGAGUCGGAGACGCCGUUUGCUCCUUCGCCGCCCUCGGCUCCUUCGCUCAGUUCAUCGUCGUUGACCAGUCCCAGUUGUUUCGAGUGCCUCAAGGUUGUGAUCUUGUUGCUGCUGGAGCACUUGCUGUGGCGUUUGGCACUUCUCACGUGGCACUUGUUCAUAGGGCCCAAUUGAGCUCCGGUCAGGUGUUGUUGGUUUUGGGUGCAGCUGGAGGUGUGGGACUUGCUGCUGUGCAAAUUGGAAAAGCAUGUGGGGCCAUUGUCAUUGCUGUUGCUAGGGGAGCUGAAAAGGUGCAGCUCUUGAAAUCUCUUGGGGUUGAUCAUGUGGUGGACUUGGGUAAUGAAAAUGUUACUCAGAGUAUCAAACAGUUCCUUCAGGCUAGAAGGCUUAAGGGAAUUGAUGUCCUGUAUGAUCCAGUUGGAGGCAAGCUCACUAAAGAAUCUUUGCGGCUUCUGAAAUGGGGAGCUCACAUUCUCAUAAUUGGUUUUGCGAGUGGAGAAAUUCCUGUCAUCCCUGCUAACAUAGCUCUUGUUAAGAAUUGGACAGUGCAUGGGCUUUACUGGGGUAGCUAUAAAAUACACCGCCCAGGUGUUCUCGAAGAUUCACUCAAGGAGCUACUGUCUUGGUUGGCAAGAGGCUUGAUUUCCAUCCAUAUUUCUCAUUCUUACCCCUUGUCAGAGGCCUACCUCGCCUUUUCUGCCAUCAAAGAUAGGAAAGUUAUUGGGAAGGUGAUGAUUGUUUUUGAUGAAAAACCUACAAGAUCUAAGUUGUGAUCCUGCCAAAAUUAUGCUAAAUGGUUGAAUAAUUUGUUCUGGGUACACAAGGAUUGAAGGCCUAUAUUAGCAACCCAGAGAUGUUAAUGUACGGAAACAAAAUAAAAGGAGCAAUCAUUGUCAAAUUAUGUGGAAAAAAAAUAUUACCCUUGAAGCCCUCACAUUGUUAUGUAAAAUCUUUACGUUGUUGCUAAGAUUGAUUUUCUUUUUUCAAGUUGUAGUACUGCUUACAGAAAAUUUUCUAUACAAUGUUUCAAAGCUGUUACUCUAUUGUUAAUGAGAGACUUAAUUUUUUACGUA
Molecule: messenger RNA, 1422 nt
Organism: Glycine soja
Lineage: Eukaryota; Viridiplantae; Streptophyta; Magnoliopsida; Fabales; Fabaceae
Product: quinone oxidoreductase-like protein 2 homolog
Exons: 6
Coding region: 82-1122 (346 amino acids)
Molecular function (GO): zinc ion binding; oxidoreductase activity
Source: RefSeq, a predicted model, not a curated record